This is a messenger RNA of Paramecium sonneborni, 893 nucleotides long. Lineage: Eukaryota; Ciliophora; Oligohymenophorea; Peniculida; Parameciidae. The record is from the annotation of a GenBank genome assembly.
AUGAAGACAUCUUUUACUAUUAACCCAUCAUGUUUUGGGUAGUUUGUUCGGCCUAAAUAAAAUGCACAACCUAAACAAAUUGUUAAACCAGAAUCUGAUGAUGAACUUAAAGUAAAUUUACUAUCUAAUAUAUAGUAAUUUGAUGAUCAAUAUCAUCUAAAUAAUUAGAAUUAGUAACUUAUCAAAAAUAGAUCAAUAACAAUAUGUUCAAAUACAUCAACAUUGCCUGAGACUUUAUCUACUUCUUUUCAUAAUUAUGAACUAAAUUAAUCUGUUUUAGAAUAGAAUAAAGAAGAUAUAUUUUACAAAACUAUGCCUACUUCAUUUUAGUAAUUCCAAUUCAAAAAUAAAAGAAGAUAUGAACCUUAAAUUUAAACUACACAAUAUUAAAUUAAAUUAGAUUAAGUAAUUAUUUAAAACACUAUCUUAGAUUCCUGCAGAUUAGAGAACCACUUUAAUGAUAAGGAACAUUCCAAAUAAAUAUACCUAGCCUAUGUUAUUGGAGAAUAUGGAUAUCAAUCAUAAAGACAAAUAUGAUUUUUUUUAUCUUCCAAUUGAUUUUACUGUAAAAUUUUCAUAUAUCAAAGAAUAAAUGUAAUGUAGGUUAUGCCUUUAUCAAUUUUUUGGAUUAAAAAUUCAUUCCUAAAUUUUUUAUAGAAUUCCAUGGAAAAAAAUGGAAACUCUUUAAUUCAGACAAAGUAAGUAUAAGAAAAUAAAUUUAGAUCUGUGAAAUAACUUAUGCAAGGAUUUAAGGAGUUGAAUAAUUAUAAGGACAUUUUCAAUAUUCUACGAUAAUGUAAGAAAAGGUAUUUAAUAUAAUGGAAGUUUAGGAUAAGAGGCUCAAACCAAUUUUUAAGAAAAACCAAUCAGAUUAAUAAUUCAAAAGAAAAUGA